AUGCGCGUUCGUCUCCUCUUUGCGACACUUGGCGUAUGCGGCGCAGCCACGAGUACAGCCUUGUCCACAGUACACUACAGAGGCUCCGUGUACAAAGGAAAUCUGUUCAUUAGGCAUUCGGCACUCAAGUACGAAAAGAAAGUUUCGAAGAAGUCGAAAAGCAACAUCACCAGUUCUCGCGGCGAAAACUCCCACAAACACAACAACCCGGGUGCGAAUCUUGUAAGCACAUUAGAAUCUCCCAUAGUUGGUGUACCUAUUGGAGUGCCUGUCUACGUUGCUCAAGAUGGAGAAGAGCAAGCAGAGGAUAAAGGGGGAAUGAACUUCCUCUCCCCAAUCAGCGGCAACAGGAAAACCGUGACCCUUUCUCUGAGGAAAGAAACGGGGCAACGCCAUUUCAAGUGCACCCAAUUGAACAACCUCUUAUGCAUGCAGUUCUUGCCCGAUAUCUCGAACGCAUACUUAAGGUACAUCCUGGAACAUUUCAACGCAAAUGAUCUUCCAGUGAAAGAAAAUGUUUUGUUUCACCUGACAUUGAGGUACCUACGUGAACGUAACACGAACCCUGUUGGAGGAAAGAUAAAUGAAGGGGAUUCCCAACUGAUUAACAACAUAGAAGAUAAUGCAUACAAAUUUAUUGCCGACCAUGCGAGAAUUAUAAAAAAAUGUGCAAAGAGAAGAAAGCAAAAGGAUGUAGACUUUCUACCAUGUAGGACAGAGGAGGAUAGACGAGAACAAAGAAACUUCUCCCCCACACCUUCUCAAAACAAAAUUAUCGAUGCUUACUUAAAAAUGAAAAAAAAAUUUAACAUUGUUUUUGUCAGCAUAAAAAGUGAAAGAAAUAUUUACAGAGUUUUUAGAAAAAUAAAAAGAAAUAUUUCUUUUUACGAUUUUAUGGAUCGACUAGCCAUUUUGUGUUUUUUCCAUCGACAUGCUCAGCACAGAUUUCUUCUUCACUUUUUCAAAAAAUACAUUUUCCACCUUAACAAUGAAAAUAAUCUAUUUAUCAUUAAUUUUAUCAACGCGCUGGAGGAAAGAACGUUUCUCAAGAAGUACAUUUUGAUUCCUCAUUUGACUUACCAUUCCAUUUUACACACACCUCAUGGAUAUUGCACUUGUGGGGAUAUAUUCAAAUGGACCUUCCUCCCCCUUAAUACGUGCAACUAUGUGGAGACAUACAUGAAGGAGAAGUUAUUUAUCGGAGGAUCCAACAGUAGGGGUGGACCCAAGGAGGAGGUGGCUUUCCUAAUAUACGCAAAUUUGCUGGAUUCCCUUACGCAGAAGAGGAAUUACUACUUCCCUGAACUGUUCCUUAAGCAAUUUUGCCUGUACUAUUCAGAAAAAAAAAAAUACAUCCCCCACGAUGAGAAGUGGCACUACUUCCUCAUCACCGUGUCGUCGCUCAUGAAGGCGUACUACAUGAAGAGGAAGUUCUACGUGAGCCAUCCACAUGGGGGAGCAGACCAUCCACUAGUAAACCGCGUUACCAUACACGACGAUGAUAUUUUCAGGGACAAAGCGCACAGCUUGGCAACCUGUGGAGGAAAUCGCCUGAACAGUCAGCUGGUGAAUUACCUUCAGGGGGAAAUCCACGGAGGGAAGAUCCACGGGGGGGGCACGCUCAAACAGUACUCCCUUCUGCUCCUUCUCCAGUACAUCUUCCUACUCGAUCUAAAUCUAGAACAUGUUAACCUGGUAAGUAGAAACUCCGCCAAUCAUUUUUCCAAUUGGAUGGACAAUAACGAGUCGCCAAGGGAGAGAAUGACUGAAGAAGACAGUGGAACAAAAUCCACAUUUUUGAAAAAGCAUGCAACGCUACCUUCACAAAGGGAAAAGCUCCUUCUACAAAUAAUUCUCUUGUAUAAGUCGAUUCUAUCAAGUCACUGUAAUCACACAGGUGAAACAAUUCUUUUAUAUAAUUACACGUUCCAGGAUAUCACAGAAUUUGUGGAGAAUUAUUUAACUGACUUGGUGGAGAAAUCCUACCAUGGGGGGAGAGAAGUUCCUGAGGAGAUGAAAAUGUGCGUAAAACACAUCCUACCGCUGUGCAGAAUUAACCCUCGUCUUCUCUUCAUGCUCCUGGGAGCAAUAAAGGAGAGUAGAAAUACCCACCUUUGGAAGCACCUCCGGUUGGGAAAUCAACACGCGCUGAGGAAUUUGCAGCAAUGGGUAAAGGAAGCCAUCGCAAGGGAGUUUCUCCAAGUUGAUGCACAGGGAGGGGUUUACGACAGAAAGUCAACCAAGAGGGGCGAUCCAACAUUAUCCCGUGUCAUAUCAGCUUACGAAGCGGUGCACAAAAUUUACAAAGAAAUAACCAGUUGCUACGACAAGGCGAAUAUAAAGAAGCUGACGAAGGAUCUCCUCUCCGAGGGCAACGGAACAAAGGAGGAAUCUUCCCCCCUGGACAUUUUUAAGAGACCAAUAUUAGCCCUAAAUUUGAAGCAGAUUUUUUUCCUCUUCGUUAUUUUGAAUUAUUUCAACUUGCAUGCAGAGAUUAUUCAUCUCUUUCGACAUAUUAUGGGGAGCGCUGCGUUUCGGAAAUUUUUCUGCAGGGCUGUUCAGAAAAAGGGGCAUCAUCCCAGUGUGGGCAACCAACCCAUCGUGGAGAACCAGUGUAUUGAUCAGGUGGAAUACUGGAUGUGCCAAAAAAUUCUCUACAUUUACUGCAAUUCAAGUUUUUCUGUAGACAAUUGUUUGCGCCUGCCCGCGGGGGUGACAUGGUCCAGACAGAUCAUGAAGCACGUACUCUUCUAUCGUGACCCGCUGUACAUAUUUAACCACCUGAUUGGGAAAUACGGAAGGGCAGCAACUGUCGGGGAGAACAUGGAUAGUGCGACGAGGGAGGGCACCUCGAACGAGGAUCUCCCCAACGACCAUCUCCACAACGACCAUCUCCACAACGAGGGUGAAGACUCAGUGGAGAAAAUUUUACAGAAAGUAGAAAAGAGCAAAUUCUUCCACGAGAGCACUCUGAGUAAAUUCCGAAGUAGUCCCAUUUUUAAGCAAUUCUUCGAAGGAAAAAUAUACACCCGCGUAAGUCAGAAGGAAUACACACUAAUUUUUUACGCCUUGAUGAUAUAUAUAUACAAGCACGGAUUAACAGGGCGCAGCGAUUUGGAUGGGAACAGAACAAAGAAAAGUGAAAAUAAUCCCGCUGAGUUAUUGCCUCAGGAGGAGUUCAUAUACCUGCAUUUUUACUUCGCAUGGCAAUCGUACUUGAAGCUACACAGAAUGAGCAAGAUAAAUUUCCUAAUCGGUGCGAAGACAUUUCUGCUAGUGAAUGAUGUCGAAAGGUUCCAAAGUUUACUUUGCACAAACAAAAGGAUGGUAACCAAGUAUGCCAUCCUUCUGAACUCGCUUCUGAAUAAUUACAUCCAUAAUUAUGAUGAUCAAAUGAAUAUCAUGCAGAAUAUUAUAAUAGCUCCCACUGAUAUGUACAUCACCUACCAAGGAGAACUCAUUAUAUUUAAUUUAAAUUACGAACAACUUGUGCGCAGAAUACGUCCAUUUGGGGAGUACAGCAAUCAGUGUAAAGUGACACUCUUCAUCGAUUACAGGAAGUUGUACCCAGACAUAAUCAACUUAAAGUUUUUUCUUACCAUCCCUUUUUUACAAAGUCAAAAAGUGAAAACAUUCCUUAAGGAAAAUAAAAUAAAUUUACAUGAACAAUUUUUUUGGGAUAUUACCGACCUGGUCAUAUUUUACGGGAAAUGUCUCGACAAAAAGAAUAAAAUUGGGGAUUUCUUUUCUCAACAGAUGACUAAUUUUUCCAUCCAAGAGAAUAAACUUGUUAAAGACGCAUUCAUUAUUUCAAGGAAGAGGUAA
Messenger RNA from Plasmodium knowlesi strain H, 3825 nucleotides. RefSeq names its product conserved Plasmodium protein, unknown function. The record is from RefSeq and is a predicted model, not a curated record. The transcript has a single exon. Bases 1 to 3825 code for a protein of 1274 amino acids. Lineage: Eukaryota; Apicomplexa; Aconoidasida; Haemosporida; Plasmodiidae.